UUUAAUAACAUUUUGUCAAAAUGGCUUCACGGCGCAGUGCGCUCUCCUCAUUUUUACCGAUAAGUACUGGUGCAAAUGAACCACACCGCGAGCUGUUUGAAGCCUGUAGAAACGGAGACAUAUCCAAAGUCAAAAAGCUGGCUAAUUCUACCAACGUGAAUGCGAAAGACACAGCAGGGAGGAAGAGUUCCCCGCUCCAUUUUGCAGCAGGGUUUGGCCGCAAGGAUGUGGUGGAGUUCCUUUUUCAGAAUGGCGCCAAUGUGCAUUCGCGUGAUGAUGGGGGACUGAUUCCCCUCCACAAUGCCUGCUCCUUUGGUCAUGCCGAGGUCGUGACCCUACUGCUCAGGCAUGGAGCCGAUGCCAACGCAAGGGACAAUUGGAACUACACACCACUCCACGAGGCAGCAAUCAAGGGCAAGAUUGAUGUCUGUAUUGUUUUGCUUCAAAAUGGUGCCGACCCUAACAUCAGGAACACAGAUGGCAAGACGGCCCUGGACCUGGCCGAUCCGCCCGCCAAACAGGUGCUGUUGGGGGAGUACAAGAAGGACGAACUCUUGGAAGCGGCACGCAGCGGCAAUGAAGAGAAGCUGACGGGACUGAUUACACCCCUCAAUGUCAACUGCCAUGCUAGUGAUGGGAGGCGGUCAACCCCUCUUCAUCUGGCUGCUGGCUACAAUCGUGUUUCCAUUGUCCAGCUCUUGUUACAGCACGGUGCUGACGUCCACGCCAAAGACAAAGGUGGUCUGGUUCCCUUGCACAAUGCAUGCUCCUAUGGCCACUUUGAGGUGACAGAGCUACUUAUCAAGCAUGGUGCUAACGUCAACGCAAUGGACCUGUGGAAGUUCACGCCACUGCAUGAGGCUGCCUCCAAAACAAGGCUUGAGGUGUGCUCCCUGCUACUGAGCCACGGUGCAGAUCCUCACAUAGUCAACUGUCAUUCCAAGAGUGCAAUCGACGUCACACCGACAAAAGAACUCAAGGAGAUGUUGCAAUAUGAAUAUCGAGGCAAUGCAAUCUUAGAGGCUUGCAGGCAAGCUGAUGUAACACGAGUCAAGAAACAAAUUGCCCCAGACUUGGUCAACUUCAAGAACCCACAAACACUAGACAGCCCGCUGCACUGCACAGCUGGGUCUGUCUUUCCCAAGAGAAGACAAGUGGCGGAGUUACUUAUCAAGAAAGGUGCUAAUGUGCUGGAUAAAAAUAAUGAAGGUCUGACGCCACUCCAUGUUGCAACAGACAAGGGUUACGUAGAGGUCAUGGAACUCUUCCUUGAAAAUGGAGCGAAGGUGAAUUCAACAGACAAUAUGGGCCAGACCCCACUCCACCGUGCGGCCCGCGAAGACAUACCAGAGGCCUGCCGUCUCUUGCUGUCUUAUGGUGCCGACACCACGGUGUUAUCAUUGCAGGGCUUCACCCCGGUACAGCUGGCCUCUGAGGGCGUGCAGAAGAUCAUACAAGUUGAACAAAGGUUGAAUGCUGUGGACGAGAGCACAGAGUUCUUAGAAUACGCCAAGGCUGGUGACUUGGAAAACAUCCAGGCUCUGGUGUCAAGGAACCCACACAUUGUCAACUGUCGAGACAAGGAGGGCAGGCACUCCACACCUCUGCAUUUUGCGGCCGGCUACAACCGGGUCGCUGUGGUGGAUUAUCUCCUGCAGCACGGGGCCUAUGUUCACGCCAAGGACAAAGGUGGUCUAGUUCCCUUGCACAAUGCCUGUUCCUUUGGCCACUACGAGGUGUCAGAGCUACUGAUCAAGCAUGGUGCUGUCGUCAAUGCAGCUGAUCUCUGGAAGUUCACACCGCUACACGAGGCAGCCGCCAAGGGCAAAUACGAAAUCUGCAAAUUACUACUUAAGCAUGGUGCCGACCCAGAGAAGAAGAACCGGGAUGGCCACACCGCCCUGGAUCUGGUCAAGGAAGGGGACCAGGACGUGCAGGACCUGCUGAGAGGGGAUGCCGCCUUGCUGGAGGCCGCCAAGAAGGGCAACCUGGCCCGGGUGCAGAAGCUGGUCAGCCCCGACAACAUCAACUGCCGAGACUCCCAGGGCAGGAACUCCACACCGCUCCACUUGGCUGCCGGAUACAACAAUGUGGAGGUGGCAGACUACUUACUAGAACACGGUGCUGAUGUAAACGCCAGAGACAAAGGUGGAUUGAUACCUUUGCAUAACGCAUCGUCUUAUGGGCACUUAGAUAUCGCCUCAUUGCUCAUCAAGCACAACACCUGCGUCAAUGCCGUGGACAGGUGGAACUUCACCCCUUUGCACGAGGCAGCUCAGAAGGGCCGAACACAACUCUGUGCUUUACUGCUUGCCCAUGGUGCUGACCCUGCCAUGACUAACCAAGAGGGCCAAACACCCCUGGACCUGGCCACAGCCGAGGACGUGCGUUCCCUCCUCCUGGACGCCAUGCCCCAGGGGACUGCCCUGGCUGUUGCCAGGGGCCACGCCUCUCCGGCCCCACCUGUCAACACCUCAGCCCUGGUACCUGCACCCUCCACCCGCCGGCCUGGCACAGGAGUGGCUUCGGACGAGGUGGACGGCCCCCAGGGGGCGGUAGGGGGUGUGGGGGUGGGGACACCAGCGCCGGUGGGGGCGGCAACCGCCAAGCCCGCAGUGACAUCGACAUCGCAGACUGGGGACGGUGCGGCAGACAGCGGGUCCAUCGAGGGGGCGGGAAAUCCACUGGACAUCAGCAUCGGCAGCUUCCUGAGAUCCAUUCAGCUGGACCAUCUCAGAGACAUCUUUGAGAAGGAACUGAUCUCUAUGGAUAUUUUGGUAGACAUGGGCCACGAGGAACUCAAAGAGAUCGGCAUCAAUGCCUACGGCCACCGCCACAAGAUCAUCAAGGGCAUGGAGCGGCUGACGGGGGGUAGCAUCACCCCCAACCCCCACCUGAGCGUCCACGGUAACCAGGGCUCCAUACUGAUCGACCUGGCCGUGGAUGAUAAGGAGUACCAGUCGGUGGUAAUGGAGAUGCAGAACACGGUGCGGGAGCACCGGGACAACGGCCAAGCCGGAGGCAUCUUCAGCAGGUACAACAUCAUCAAGGCGCAGAAGGUGCGCAACAAGAAGCUGUGGGAUCGCUACCUGCACCGCAAGAAGGAGGUGGCCGAUGAGAACCACGGCCACGACAACGAGAGGAUGCUGUUCCACGGGUCGCCGUUCAUCAAUGCUAUCGUCAACAAAGGCUUUGACGAGCGUCAUGCCUACAUCGGCGGCAUGUUUGGGGCCGGCAUCUACUUUGCCGAGGACUCGUCCAAGAGCAACCAGUACGUGUACGGGAUAGGAGGUGGGACAGGAUGCCCCGCCCACAAGGACAGGUCCUGCUAUGUCUGCCAUCGGCAAAUCAUAUUCUGUCGAGUGACUCUGGGCAAGGCCUUCCUUCAGUUCAGUGCAAUGAAGAUGGCCCAUGCUCCACCUGGUCACCACUCGGUCAUUGGCCGGCCCAGUUCCGGUGGUCUGGCCUACUCGGAGUAUGUCAUCUACAGGGGUGAACAGGCGUAUCCGGAGUACUUGAUCACAUUUCAGAUUGUCAAGCCUGACGCCAGCGAGAAAUGACACCCAACCCCCUGAUCCUUGAAUCCUAAAGCCUUGCCAUCAGCCCUGCAGCAUUCAACAGUAUUCCCACCGGUUUCUUGUUAAGCUUAUGGCUCCUUCCCUGGUAAAUGACCUCUCACCUGUUGACCUCUGACCCUUGGGGCUCAUCAUUCUUCCACCUUGAAUCCUCUGGUUUCACCAUGACUUGUUACUAUUUUGAAAGCCCAGAGCAGAAAACACACACAAACAAAUCCGACUAGUCUAUGCAACCACAAACUGAUAAGAUCCAGCUUGAAAAAAGACCUCAUUCAGAUGCCAUUAUAUUUUCAUUGAAGCGAGAAUUUGUAACAAAUUAAGCUCACCGACUUGCAGAGUUUUUCAUUCCCAAGUGCUGACUGUGUGUUGCUGAAUGAGGCAUUCACUGCUGUGAAGUGUAGCGUGUUUAUUUCUACAUAAAAAGACAAAACAUUCGUUAUUUAUUAAAUGGCAGAUACGAUCAACAGUUUGUGCAUGUGGUUCAGGCAUUUGAUCGGUCUUCGCACGCUCAUCAGGUUUUGGUUUUAUUCAAGCUACUGGUCGAGGUUUUAUAGCUUUGAAAGGCUUCAAACUGUGUAGGUGGCAAUUAUACUCUGGUCAGUGGGUAUGUUCUCUCUUGGAGUUCAGUCAGCUUGUUUUCUGAUGAUUUGGUGUCUGUAGUACAUGCAAUUUGGUGCUAUUUUUCUGUUUUGUAAUCGCAUAAAGUUUCCUGUAUUCACACCUGUAACUGUUGGGCUUUAAAUGCUUGCAGGUAUUAAAAUGACUUCUUAUUUGCAUUGGCUUGAUGUAUAAACUCACCAUUGGGCUCGUGCAUUCUUGCUGUGUCUGCCUGGGUAUGCCUUCACGUGUCAACAACCAACCGAGUAGAAACUAGGUCCUGAUUCAUAUCCUGACAGUCUGACAGGUUAUACAGACUUGCAGUCUUGUGACUGCAGGAAUUCUUUGAUGCGAUUGGAACACAGGCUUUUUUUUAUUGAUGUCUUCAUGUAACCUUUUGUUGUGCACGUAUCAGUUAUUUCCCCCAAUGCCCUACUCCCUGGCCUGCCCCCGGUCAAGAUAUGGAAAUCGCCACUUCUAAACUGACAGACUCUGGUAGAAAAAUGUAGUGAUAAUCUCAAACAUUCAUAGCCAGGACACACUGAUGAGCUUUCUAUAUGCUGUACCUCUGUAAAAUUGUGAGUGACUAGAAUCCCUACCUUGGGGCUUGGGAAGCAAGACCAAACCCUGACAAAAGACCUAGGGGCAGUGUUGGGGGAGGGUGUAAGGAAGGAAACAGUUGAUGAGUGCAUCACUGCAUUUCAAGAAGUUUGAAAAGCAGAAUUGAUCUUGCUGUUUAAGGUGCAGCUUACAAUGCUCAAAUGUCACCAAAGUUUAAAAUGUGUAAUAAUAACCUGUACCCAAAUGUCCCAUUUUGUACAACAUGAACAAUCCACAGCAUGUGCUUAACACAAGCAUUUUUUUUUCAACUAAGUAUUCUUGGAUCCAGUCCUGGACACAAUCAUGGCCUUUUUGGUCUGUAGGAAAAUACUGUACAUUGCAUUUAAACAUGCUUUAAAAUCUUGGUGGGAAGAAAAACAGAUCAUUCCCAGCUCUGCCAUGCUGGACAUGGGCAGCCUUCCCAUUGAUGCCAAUUGGAUGGUGGAACGGCCAUCGUGAAAAGACCAAUGGUAGACAGGCCCUCGUGUGACGACUGACAGACUUAGUCAUGGAUACUGCCAUCUUGAAUGUCAUUGUCAUUGCUAGAGCUGUCUUUCAGUGUUUCUAGUUCUGGCGGUGCAUGGUGAUUGCUGCUGCCUUUUUCAGCAGUGUGCAGCACACAGUGUUCGAUUUUAGGCUCUCAAAGUGUUCAGGUGACUACUGAAAUAAACCCAAGAUGGCGUUAACCAUGAAAUAGUUUUGAUGAGACUUGAAGCAGUGUAUUCACUUGCAUUUGUAAUCUGCUUGACUGGCAAGCAUGGAAUCCAACCUUGCCGGGUCCAGAAAGAGGAAUAAAUCACAGUCGCAUAAAAACAACAGUUCACACCACUGGAAUACGUUUCACUCGCAAAUAAUGAGAUAGCUGUUAUCUAAUAGCUGGGUUUAUCUUUGGCAGUUGGAUUGCCAGUAAGGCAGAUUCCAAAAUGCACUCUCCCUGAAAAUCUUUUUAAAAUCAAACAAGGCAAAUUCUCCUUUUUAUAUUUGUAAAUAAUCAAGUGUAGCAUAAGAAAGACGUAAUUUAUUGAUGGGUUUACUGUGUAUACCGUGCAGAGUGCAGACAGCAUGAUGAGUCAGGCAUGGUGUUGGCCUCAAAAUAAAAGAUAAGUGCGUGAUAAUUAAACGGAGUAAUUAUAGUUAACCCCCCAAACAUUUGUUUACAGGCCUAGUUGUUUAAAUGGGUUUGUAUUUUUCACCUUGCAACCACUUGCUACGGAGAAACGACGAAAGGGGCGAUUUUUGUUUAUUAUGCUUCGCGUCCAUGCCCGUUCGUAUCAUGUUCGUAUCGAAGAAUCUGGUGAGCCGGUAGAAGAAUCGCAAAACGGGCUGCCUUGCCCAAAUGCCGAUCUCCGAUACAGCGCAACAUUCUCCUCGUUCCUUCCGCACGGUACUGCAAGUUUCUAGAGAGCCCCGCGGACACAACACAUAGCUGACUCGGUCGGACCGCGCCUUGGGUCGUCCCUCAGCAAAAGCCGAGGCCGGUAUUUUCCCCGGGCAACAAUGGGAUUUCCCACACUGACAUGUACAACUCCGAUAUCUGUGAUCGACCGGUCGCGGUCACCGUACCGACCGGUCGGUGACUGCGAGUCGAGUCUAGCUUGGGGCAGCAGAGUUUCAACAUGGCGGCGCUCAUGCGUCCAAAGUUUUGGUCGUUUCCGUGGUUCAACGCGGCACAGAGCAGAGGCCGGCUAGUGCUGUCUAACAGGUGUAUCAGCCAUAGCGCGGUCAUCCAGUUACGCCAGGACAACUCUCGCUUCCCCACCGGCGAGUCCAGCCGUUUUAGGAAGCACAUCGGGAGCUGCGAAGAGGUUUGGCAGUGAUGCAUGGGGAAAGUCAAGGAAACAUCAAAGAGUGGCACGUUACAGACUCAACUUCAUUAUGGCCAGGCUAGUGGACGAUACCUCCGUAUAUGUGGCCCUACUCCUAAACUAGAAACAAGUGGAGGAAGGUUUAAACAUUGGGAAAAAGCUCCCUGGCCGUGAAGGGUAUCAGCUACAUACAGCUUGCUAUUUUUGCAGGUCUGCCUUGUAAUCAAAUGCACCCUAUACACCUGCACUGCAUUGGCACACUUUGAUGUUAGACCCAACACCUGCAUACACACCUGGCAGCUGGCAAUCAGAUCAAGCCCCUUAUUGUCAUAGUGUCUGCUCUUGGAACAUUGAUGAAGGUCCAAGCAAGAUGGUCAGAUUGUGGAAUCAAAGAGGGCCAGCAGUCUACAGCCUGUAAAAGAGGAGUUUAAAACUGGUGAAAACUGCAUGUAUCACUUUGCAAAUACUGACCUUGACCCUAACCCUGCCAGAUGCAGCAUACUCCAGCAGAUGUAAAAGUCUAAUGCAUUAUAGCUGCGUUCACAUUGGACUUUUUCUUCUGCGGGUGUGCGGAAGCUUACCGUGACAUUCCUUCAUGUCAAUCUACUGUGCAUUCCCACGUGGACUUUGUUUAACCGUUACCGCGGAAUGUUUAUUCGCUGUGUUAGGCCUAAUAAGACCAGCUGUUAGGCCUAAUAAGCCUGCACUGUACAAAUCCUGAUGAAAUCGGCAAACUCUGACAAAAACAAAGAUAAAAUCAGACAAAUUCGGCCAAAUCUGCCACAACGAUGACAAACUCGUAC
Messenger RNA from Acanthaster planci (crown-of-thorns starfish), 7380 nucleotides. Its product is annotated as poly [ADP-ribose] polymerase tankyrase-1-like. Gene Ontology annotation, molecular function: NAD+ poly-ADP-ribosyltransferase activity; protein binding. The record is from RefSeq and is a predicted model, not a curated record. Lineage: Eukaryota; Metazoa; Echinodermata; Asteroidea; Valvatida; Acanthasteridae.